AGAAAAUAAAGCUACAUGUGGCUAAACUGCCUUCGCUUCCUCUCCACUCCGAGCCCCCCCCCCCCUCCCCACUCCCAGUUCAGCCUUGGGCCGACUACCGCGCCGCCUCGAGCUGUUCCUUGAGAUAUUGUUGUUGCAAGGAUUUCUCUGAACCUGACGUUAGUCGGUUACACUUCCCCAAAGGUUGAAGCAGCGGCAAGGGCACCUCAUGUUAUCUGCAUAGGGAUGGGGUGGCUUUGCAGCAUGGAAAUAUGGAAAUGAGAGGUAGUAUUUACAGGCUACCUGGUUUUCUGCGAGUUUAACCAGGAUGGGGUCUCUUUGCUGCGUGGCCGCACGGCCUCAUGGGACUAGCACAGCCAGCCGGGAGUGGUCCUCUAUUGGCCGGAGCGACCCGCUCUGGCGGGCUAACGCCGGCUUCUCACCGCCACUGUCCAGGAGGUGGGAGUACCGGAUUAAUUCUGAGGGGCUGUCUUAUGGAUCCCAUGGUGACAGUGGGGUUGCUGCGAACUAUGGGUCAUCACUAUCCUCAAAUAGUAAAGAGGCUAGCAGGAGCUGGGAGAGGAACGAGCUUCCACCAGAUCAUCAUUACUCUACGUCAGAGGGUGCCAUUUCAUAUUUCAACAGCCCAGAUAUUAGCUUCCAGAACCACCAUAUUAUGCUGCCCAUGCUGCAAGAUUCUAGCGUUGAUGAGUAUGUGAGAGUUUCAGUGGCUGAGCCGAUUGGUGCGUUGUUAUUGUCAGAGGGAAUGUCAGGACAUCAGAAUAGUGGUGGUUCCACCUCCUCUCGCUCUGAUGGAAGUGAAUAUGACAUUGUACCUAAAUCAUACUCAUUGACGCCCCGCAACUUCCCAAGUCGCCGAUCAUUCCUGUCAAAGCCAGUCCAUCCUCUCUCAUUUCUGGAACAUGCACUAGGAGCACAAGAAACUCAUAGUCCUGUUGCCAAUGCAAGCUCCAACAAUCCUCUGCGCUCUGAGUUCAAGGGAACAGGAGAGCUUCACUCUCCAGGUCUCAUGGACUAUGGCAGUGGCAGUCAUGGGGAGUCAGCAAAUUGGAGUGUUGCAAGUAGCAUGGAUCUUACUGAUUUCUCAGAACGACCUGAAGCUGAACAUGCUGGACCACUGCGUCCUAAUAAUGUAAUGGAGGAAACGAGGUGUGACCUUUGCGAGAGGCUUUUGACCAAGAGAUCACCUUGGGGUUCUCGACGAAUUGUCCGUACUGGAGAUCUGCCAGUUACUGGUGUGCUUCCAUGCUGCCAUGUCUAUCAUGCUGAGUGCUUAGAGCGGACCACUCCCAAGGGGCAGAAGCAUGAUCCUCCUUGUCCUGUGUGCGACAAGCUGGCUGGUAAAGAUACCGAGCAGUGGUCAAUUUGCAGGUUAAAAAACGGAUUGCCAAGAUUACGUUCACUAGGGGAAGGGCCUUCUAGAGUUUGGAGCUGUGCUCAGGCUGGAGAUUGUGUCGCUGGUGCUGGCCAGAUACCAAAAUCAAGUAGCAUUGCGCUGUUGAGUCGGAGUGGUCACAAGAGGCAUGCCUCUUUGAAAGGAGAACCCGGCAAGGACUUAACUGAAACUUAAAAAAGUGCUUGCAUGUAGCUUCCUAGUGCACUUCUGUAGCUAAUGGUCAUGGCCUUGCAUUAUGGUCGCAAGGUGGAUGUAUCGACACAGAUAUUGCUAUGGUUUAAUGGUCCGACUAGAAAAUGACAUAGACAUGCCUUGUAGCUGACGAAAUUUACCUCUAUCAGAAACCAGGGUUGCCACCUGUGCAUAACGGCCUUAGAUCUCUACCUAUUCUUUUUUAUGUGCUGAAACUGUUCCUGAUGAAGUUGUAUGUGCUGGAAAUGUAAGAGUAGAACAACAGGUAAACUGAUCUCUGUAACCACUCAUGCGGAUCUAUGAAAUUAACACAAUUAUCUCGA
Messenger RNA from Phragmites australis (common reed), 1911 nucleotides. RefSeq lists its product as uncharacterized. The coding region runs from base 308 to 1570 and encodes 420 amino acids. The transcript is spliced from 4 exons. NCBI's taxonomy places the organism in Eukaryota, Viridiplantae, Streptophyta, Magnoliopsida, Poales, Poaceae. The record is from RefSeq and is a predicted model, not a curated record.